This is a messenger RNA of Tuber melanosporum (Perigord truffle), 3403 nucleotides long. RefSeq lists its product as uncharacterized. The transcript has 5 exons. The coding region runs from base 705 to 2795 and encodes 696 amino acids. The record is from RefSeq and is a predicted model, not a curated record. NCBI's taxonomy places the organism in Eukaryota, Fungi, Ascomycota, Pezizomycetes, Pezizales, Tuberaceae.
CCUCUGUUCUUGAUCCUCCCUAUCUUCUCCAUCCCACCACCACCGAGGUAUGCGACGGGUCGAGUAAGUCGCGAAUUCGGAUAAUCACCACCUCCUGCCGCACAGCUCUUCUCCUGGACCAACGCUGUUCAGUGGAGAGAAAGUGUCGGUGGCUCACUUGUUAUUAUUAACUAGCUGGCAGUGUUAAAAGACAUCUUUGUUUUGUCUCCCAUCUGCUAUUCAACUCUGGCUAUCCACAAUCAUUCUUCGCAGUAGCCAUCAGUAUUUCCACGUCGGAACUCAAUUCAGAAUUUCGGCUGCGAAGCCACGAGGAAUACCGGGUGACUGAUCGCCAGGCUCUGGGAUAGAAAGGGAUUGUGAAGGUGUGCGGCGACGCGCGGAAAAAAUAAAUCCGGCGCCAAAGGAGAAAGGCGGUUUUUUUGAGAGACGAGAAGUUUCGAAAAGCGUCUCUGCAGAUUUUUACAUUUUAAAAAUCAAGAUCCAGGGAGGGAGAUAAGAAGAAAGCUUCUUGGAUCAGAAUUUUUAUAAUUUUUCUUUACAUCAAGGCGAAAAAAAAUACAACUCUCGUUCAAGUAUUUUUCGUGCCUUUUAUUCGAUACUGAGUAUCUCGAACCUGCAUACGGAUCUGGCUAUUUCGAUUCACCAAAUCAAAAUUUAAAAAGUUCAGUAGAUUCUCGCAAUCUACUGGGGAACAUUUGGCCAAAAUGAGUGGCCCGAAGACUAUUAGUAUUCACGAUGUUUCAGAGACGGUAGCGACAGUUAGUCGUACCCUCCAAAAUGGCACCAAGCUUGAGUAUCGUAUGCAGGUUCUCCAACAACCUGAAAGGGCGAGAGCCUGUGGGCAAGGUGCAAAGUCACAUGCGGAUCGUAGACCAGUUGAUCCUCCGCCGGUUGUGGAGUUGAGAUUAUUCGAGGGACAUGAGAAGACUGACGUAACCUUUUCUCAUAACUCCAACUUUUUCCUUUUCGCUACACUUGAACAGGCACGUCCUAUUGCUCAAGGAAGAGGAAUGCCAGCUCCGGCUCCGGCGCCAGUUUUGACAGGUGUUCCGGUUUCUGGUAUGGCAUACUUGGAUCGCCCCAAUCCGGCUGGGUAUUUCAUCUUCCCAGAUCUUUCUGUUCGCCAUGAGGGAAAAUACAGACUUAGGUUUGCCCUUUACGAGGAGACCAAGGAAGAGGAGGGAUAUCCCGCCCCACAGGACCCAUUGGAGCCAAGGGAAUAUUGUACCCACAGGUUGGAUGUUAAGUCUAGGGCGUUCACUGUCUUUUCCGCCAAGAAGUUUCCUGGAUUGGCAGAGAAUACCGCUCUAUCUAGGAUCGUGGCUGAACAAGGUUGCCGUGUGAGAAUUAGGAGGGAUGUUAGGAUGAGAAGGAGGAGCGAUAGGCCUAGCAGGGAUAGUGAGGACCGUCAUAUGGAUGAGACUGCUAUGUUGAGGGCAUCGAGGAGGGCAGCUACACCAGACCAAUAUGAAAUUGAGAACUCAAUUAGGGCGCAACAUACGCCGCAAUAUCAUCAGUCUACGCCUCACCCAAUGCAGCGUUCUAAUUCCAUUAAUAGGAAGAGAAGUGGAUCUGAUGCCUCUAUGAUAUCCGCCAUGGGAGAUAUGCCACAGGCUCCGAGACACGAAAAUGGAUAUUCGACUCCUAACCAGAACUAUCCUCCAUAUGGACCUCCCGCAGGGCCACCAUCCCAGAGUGCGCAUCAACAUCUAUCCUUUGGAAGCAAUGGUCAUGCCCCCGCACCGCCCGCACCACCCGCACCACAUGUUCACCCACCACAAGAACUCUAUGGACAGGAUAUGCAAUCUCGCUAUCCUCCGCCGCCAUCCCAUGCACAGAAUAAUGUGCACCAUCCGUCCCCUCAUAUGCCCUCGUCUACACGCACGCAGCAGCACCCAUACGGUGCACCCCAAUACCACUCGCGUGAGAACUCGAUUUCGUUGCCCAACCAACAGGUUCAGCAACAGCCCAGACAUGAACCUCAUCAUGUCAGACGUGACUCUGGCGAAUUCCGCGCAAGAAGGGAUUCUGAUCCGGCUUACCGCCAACAACCUCCUCAACAUUAUAGACCUGGAACGCCUGUAGCGUCUCCUUAUGGUCAGAUGGAGAAUGGUUAUGGCCACCAGCAGCAGCAGCAACACCAGCCUUACCAACCUGGUCCCCCUGCACCGCAACAGUAUCACCAUCAACAGCCUCAACAACAGCCACAACAGCACGCACCGCCUCCACCUCAAUCUACAGGCAACUCGCUUCCUCCUAUUCGGUUGCCGGCAUUGGGCUUGCCAGCGCUGGAGCCGAAAAUUUGGAACAGCCAACCUACUACCCCCAACUCUACAAAUCCUCCUGCUGCUCUACCUUCGCCUGGUGCUUAUCCACCUCACACAAAUGCGCCUAUGCCGUCUCAAAGGCCCCCUCCGCCCCAGAUGUCUCAACCUCCACCACCGCCAAAUCCCAACCAGUUCCCUGCCUAUUAUCCCGAGCCAAAAUAUACUACACCGCCGGCUCCAUCCAACGAUUCUUGGGGAUCCUCCAACGGCAGUGCGCCUGCGAAGGAGUCAGAAGGUAGAGGCACUAAGAGGCCUUGGGGGCGAGUGUUCAACAAUGCCCAUGUUGAGGGUCCAAUGCAGAACCGUUCUAGACCUUCUUCGAACUCUGCUGCUUAUGGAAGCGACCCCCCACCAUAUGCUCAACAGCCUGAAGUUGAUGAUGAUGCCUACGAUUUUGGCAAGCUGAAGAUGAGCUAUCGCCGUGCCGAUGGUGUCGAGAUUGUUCACAGGCUGCCGGGAGAAGAUUAAACAGUAGCGAGUGAUAUCUAAGCCCGUUAUAAUGGAUUUGGUGUUUGUUCCGGUCUGAAUUGCUUUGGCCUGAUCUGGAGAUUCUUGUUUUUGCAUGUGUGUUUUUAUGAUAUCCUGAUUUGUCUGGUUGGCGACUUCGACUUUUUUUCCUUUUCUUUUUCUUGGUAUCCAUUUGCUCUGUUUGAGUCUGGAACUGUACAUUGGAAUCAUGGGGGGAAUCUCAUUUCGGCUUAUGGACAACUUCAGUCAGGAUCUGACAUUCUCCUUUACGAAAUCGUCAGCUACACUACAAUCAUUCUUACGCUCUAUAUUUCUUUGCGAACCUUGUUUCUUUUUUCUUCGUCUGUCCAUAGGAGGCUGGGGUUUUUUUUUUUUCCAAGUUCAUAUAUCAUUUCCUUCUUUCGGAGAUUGUUCGUAUUACGACUACGGUAUGCUUAUAGUCUCUAUUUGUCUUAUUAACCUACUUUUUUCCUUGCGAACAAAAUUCCCUCGAAUUUUUCUUUUCCAUCUGCUUUUUAUUUCUGUGCCUUUUUUAAGCUGGGUUUACUUGGGGAGGAAGGAAAGGAAAAUUGGAUGGGGCAGCAAGUAACAUUUUAAACUUGUCAUUA